This is a messenger RNA of Mercenaria mercenaria, 1141 nucleotides long. RefSeq names its product solute carrier family 22 member 4-like. Bases 200 to 1141 code for a protein of 313 amino acids. Gene Ontology annotation, cellular component: membrane. The record is from RefSeq and is a predicted model, not a curated record. The transcript has 4 exons. Gene Ontology annotation, molecular function: transmembrane transporter activity. Gene Ontology annotation, biological process: transmembrane transport. NCBI's taxonomy places the organism in Eukaryota, Metazoa, Mollusca, Bivalvia, Venerida, Veneridae.
AUGAUAUUAUUCAUUAUUUCAAUGAACUUUAUAGGUUUCUGAAAUAUUUGCCUCAUUUACAUGUAGCCGUACAAUAUAUAAUAUAUAGUUGUGAAACAUACAGAUCUACGUAAAAAAGCAGUUCAUUAAUAUUUUUCGGACAAAAAUUAAUGGACGAUUAUUAAUACGUAAGGAUAUUUAUGUCUGUACAUAAGACGAAAUGUCCGCUUCAGUAGACCAAUCAAAGCCAGAUGAAGUAAUUAAGGAUUUGGGAGGUUGUGGAAGGUACCAAAUACGGCUGAGUGUCACUGUCCACCUGGUGAAAACCUUGUUCAGUUUCAGCUACACAAGCCUGGUAAUAAUGACGUCGGUGCCGACAUGGUGGUGUAAAGAAAACAUUUAUAACAAUGGUACAUUUCUGGAAUCGUCUGGGACACAGUCAUGUUCAACUACAAAUGGUACGGAAUGUCAUUCAUUUUCAUUUGAAGAAGGGACCAAUACAAUAGUAAGCGAGUUCAAACUGAUUUGCACAAACGACUUUAUUCCAAGUACGAUUAAUUCCAUUCAAAUGGCAGGAACUUUGACCAGCUAUGUCAUUUCGGGACAUGUAGCAGACCGGUUCGGUCGAAAACCAACGUUUCUUAUCGCCAUUCUUAUUGUAUUCUGUUUCAAUUUAGUUGGAUUUUUCUCCGUUUCUUGGAAAAUGUUUGCAGUGUCAACAUUCUUUACUGGAUUUGGACGAGGUGAUUUUUUAACUACACAACAUAGCAUUAUGUCAGAGUAUACUCCAUCAAAGUGGCGAGUCUUGGUAAUAGGGUUCCCGUCACUAGCCUUACAUCAGUGUUUGCUGUCACUAAUUGCUUGGUUGAUUCGAGACUGGCGCUAUCUUUUACUAAUGACAUCACUUUUAGCAAUACCAUGUUUCUUUGCGACUUACUUUAUAGUACCGGAGAGUUUCCGCUGGUACAUAGCUCAUGAGAAGUUUGACAAAGCAAAAUACAUCGUCAAAUCAAUAGCCAAGUACAACCGCAAUAAUACUUUUAACACGGACAUUUCCCUUGGAAGGCCCGAAUCGUCAGCCAAACAGCGAUAUACGUUACUAAACCUGUUUCAAACAUGUGAACUGGCUAAAAUAACAUUGUUGUCAAUGCUUAAUUGGUAA